Messenger RNA from Pecten maximus, 369 nucleotides. Its product is annotated as prostatic spermine-binding protein-like. NCBI's taxonomy places the organism in Eukaryota, Metazoa, Mollusca, Bivalvia, Pectinida, Pectinidae. The record is from RefSeq and is a predicted model, not a curated record. The transcript has a single exon. The coding region runs from base 1 to 369 and encodes 122 amino acids.
AUGACGACGACCAAGACAACUACAACGACCAAGACCUACGACCAAGACAACGACAAAGACGACGACCAAGACAACGUCCAAGACGGUGACGACGACAAAGACAAUGACAAGGAAGGCGAUGAAGACGAUGGCGAACAAGACAACGACCAAGACGAUGACGACGACCAAGACGACGACCAAGACAUCGACAACGACGACGAUGACCAAGACAACGACAAAGACGACGACGACGACGAUCAAGACAACAACAAAGAUGAUGCUGACGACGACGACAAAGACGACGACAAAGACGACGACCAAAAAAACGAACAAGCCGACGACGAUCAACACAACGACAUCGACCAAGACGAUGACGACGACGGAUAUUAG